AUGGACUGGCUGAUAGAGGGCAUCCUUGGGGCUGAGGGGGACAAGGGGCUUCUCAGGAGCCAGCUGACCCAUGCCCUGGCCUGCAGACACUGUGGCAGCAGCUGUCUCCAGAGUACAGGGAAUAUAGUGACACUAUUCCUGUUCGUGGUUUGGCAGAUCCGGAGGUGGUGGCAGCUUGGGAGCUGGAGACAUCUUCAGCCCUGGUACUCUGGGGACAUGACGCAUGGCAAGGGCCUACUACUGUACUGUGUGGUUUUCCUUGGUCAUUUGUGGAGGCAGAAGUCAGAGGAAGAGGAAGAGGAAGAAGAGGGAGAAGAGGAGAAAGAAGAGGUGAUAUUUCUGGACCCACUGAAGCCAUGUUCUCUUCCCAAAGAAGCUCCUGUUGGAGAGCAAGCCACCACAGCCCCAUCCCAACCAUCCUGUGAUUCUGAGAGCCAACACAAGAUGACAGGGACACCAGAGUUAGUACUCACACAGACCCCAAGCCCUUCCAGAUCAUUUCCCACCUUUCAGAUCCUUCCCAACUUGCCUGUGAGGUAUAAGACAGCAUCGGGGAGUCGUCUACAGCAGAGAAAAGGCCAGCUCUUCUGCGGACUCCCUUCUCUGCACAGUGAGUCCUUAGAGGCCAUCAUCCUGAGCUCAGAUGGCUGCUCUCCCUGGAAGUUACCUGUUGGUCCUUCUGUCUGCUUCAACAAGCUUUCCUUCCUGAAUAGGUCCAACCUGCUGUUUCCUCAGUAUUGUUCCCAAGCCCCGCUCCCUAUGCAUAAAGGGCAUACUACGAAAGAUGUGGAGACGUUCCCCAAUCCUCAGCAGCUUCCCCCUCCAUCUUCCCCUUCUGUCCCAUCACUACCCCUCCAUCUUAAGUCUUUUCCCAUAGACCACAAAGGAGACCAUUCUGGUGCUCAGGCACCUACACAAAUGCCAGGGGAAACUAGACCCCAGGGAGUUCCACCUGGAUGUGAGACUCAGUGGAGAACCACAGGACAUAAAAAGAGCCCGAAAGCCUCUGAGCCCCCAAUACUGGCCCCUUACCAACCCUCAGAUUCUCUGUCAGAAUCCCAGAAAGUCAGCUCUGAAGGAGGACCUCUUAUACCUAGGGACUUUUUGGGAACAAUGGGAGACAGACAGAAGUCUAAGGCCUCUGGGUUUCCAAUGCCAGCCCCCUGUCCUCCCUCAGACCCCCUGCCAGGACUCCAGAGAGGCAGUUCCCUGGGAGAUCCACCUGGAUACAAGUCCCACUGGGGAUGCAGAGAAAAUUCAGAAAACCCACAGGCCUUUGAACCCCCAGACUUGGACUUCAAUCUAGGGUUCUAUGGAACCAGCCCUACAUGUGUCCCAUCAGGAUCUGAGACUCUAUGGAAGGGCAUACAAAAAAGAGAAAAUCUUUGGGUCUCUGCAGACUCUGUUUUACCUUCCAGUCCUCCCUCAGCCUGUCUGCUAGAGUCUCUAGGGAUGGGCCCCCAGGGAGUCCUGUCUAAGUGCAAGGCUUUGUGGGAGACCACAGGGCAGACAGAGAACCUCUGGACCUCUGAGUCUACAGCCCCUGACUAUAGUCAGUCUGUAGCUCCCAUUCCUGAAUCUUACAGAGUCGAUCCUGAGGGAGGCCCCAUUACAUCAGAAACUGCAUGGAAGAACAUUGAACAUUCCAGGAAUUCUUGGGCUUCUGAGCCCCCAUCUCUGCCCCUCAGCCCAUAUCCAGCUCUCAUACUAGAACCCCUCAGAGUUAGCCCAAAGGGGGUCCUGUCUGAUUAUGAGGCUAGCUGUGGGGACACACAAAGGAGAGAGAGCUCCUGGUCUUCUGAGCUCCCAGCUCCCAGCUUACCCCCAAACCCACACGGAGCUAGACCACUGGGAGUCUUUUCUGACUCUGAACCUGUCGGGGGGCACAUGAAGCAGGAAAAAGUCUGUUGUGCUCCUGUGUCUCCAUUCUGGGGCCCCAGCCCACCUCCAAACUCUAUGUCAAAGUCUCACUCAAGUGAGCCUAUUGGAGACCAAAGCAACUGUAAGACUGAGGAGGCGGCAGUGGAGCAGAGAGGGAACAGCUGGGCCACUGAGCUCUCAGUCCCAACUCCUAACACAUUCUUUGCUUCUGUACCAGAUCCACACAUUGACCUUAGGUUUGUGAGGAGGAAUGUGCAACUAAGAGAGAUCCCCCAGGGCCCCAGCCUUCCAGCAGCAGAUCCCCUGCAGCCAAUACCCUGGCCUCCCGCCAUAGCUGAAGCUUUGAAGACUCGGCCCAACCAGCCUGGCCUACCCAAGGAAGAGCUGCUCCCAGGAGUUAAGGCAGAGACCCCACCCUCCCAGAGGCAGGAUGUCCCAGAGGUGUCCACCCACUCUGGGAUCCAGGCCUGGCACUGGAGUAGAGAAUUAGAACUCAGGCUGACGAAACUGCAGCUGAGCCCUGCUUCCAGAUCCCCUGGCCCAAGUGAGUCAUCUGGCAGUUCCCCUGCCCUGAGCUUCAUAACGCCAGGCACUUGGAGACUUUCUUCCUACUCCUCACAACAGACUCAUCACCCCAAUCUGUGCCCCCAUUCUUCAAGGUGUCACCCCCCAAAAGCUGAGAGUACAGUAACUCAGUCUGUCCAGUUCUUGCACUGUUAUCACUCCCAGUCCUCUUCCCAUCCUCAGCCACACUGGUCUGGUAGGGCAGAACAAAGGUCUCAGAGAGAGGAAAGGGAGAAGGCAAAGAUGGUGGCCCUGGUUCCACCUCAGGGACCACGUGUUUACAUGGAGGCUGAUGAAAACUGCCCAGGCUUCAGAGAGGCCUCAUACCCUGUGGUUCCAGUCUCAGGUGACAGGCAAGACAAAGCUUCAGUCCUAUCUUCAGCCAAAAAGAGAGAGCGCCCCAGGAAACCCAAAGCAGAAGACUACAGAGGAGGGGAUGCAAGAUUGGGGUCAUCCACAGUUCCAGGGAAGAGCCAUCCAGCCCAGGCUGGAAGACUAGUGGAGGCCCCUGUAAACCGACUUUUCCAAAGGAACCAGAGCUCUCUACACUCUGCUCUCCCCCAGCAGCUUUACUCCAAGGCUACAGGUUCCCAAGAUAAGGGAGAAGCAGGGCUGAGAGCUGGUGAUAUUCUGAUCCCUCGGCACUGUAAGCACUGCCCUUGGGCCCACAUGGAAAAGCAUUUCCCUUCUCGCACACCUCCAGCUUCCCUUACCAGGGGUCUGCGAAAGCUUCUAGCCAAGUGUCUGAGUACCCGUGGGCGGCCCACCAAAUCCAGUCAGCAUGAGGAAAAGCUGGUAGUGCUGACACCUGAGGGCUGGGGAAGCAAGCAGAGGAAAUCCUAA
Pteronotus mesoamericanus is the source of this 3288-nucleotide messenger RNA. It is a transcript of the gene SPATA31G1, whose product is annotated as SPATA31 subfamily G member 1. NCBI's taxonomy places the organism in Eukaryota, Metazoa, Chordata, Mammalia, Chiroptera, Mormoopidae. The record is from RefSeq and is a predicted model, not a curated record.